AUGACUGGCAUCAGCCGCACAAAAGUUCAUGAUAGACCUCAAUCAUUCCGGUUCGCAAAACAUCAUCUAUUUGAGCCACUCGUCAAGAAGGCCACCAAGGAUAUUGGUAUUACACAACAUCAGGGCAGCCUCUUAGCAUUGGCCAACGAUGUUGUGGAUAUCACCAAAACCGAGUGCGCAAGCAAACCGAAAAGGAAACACUUGUGUCAGGAUCCGGCCACCCUGAAACAUUUUGGUUCCUGCUUCAAGGACAAUCUGUUACCGGUGGUUAUGGGACACAUUGGUCAAAUUAUGCCGUUGUUUGCUGAAACGCUCUGCAAGGAGUACGAAUAUCUGGUGAAAAAUGAAUUGUGGGACGGCACUAUUCCUCGCUACAUUAAAGAUUACUCCCGGACACGCAAGAAACAAUAA
Messenger RNA from Aspergillus ruber CBS 135680, 411 nucleotides. RefSeq lists its product as uncharacterized. The record is from RefSeq and is a predicted model, not a curated record. NCBI's taxonomy places the organism in Eukaryota, Fungi, Ascomycota, Eurotiomycetes, Eurotiales, Aspergillaceae. The coding region runs from base 1 to 411 and encodes 136 amino acids. The transcript is spliced from 2 exons.